Molecule: messenger RNA, 405 nt
Organism: Puccinia triticina
Lineage: Eukaryota; Fungi; Basidiomycota; Pucciniomycetes; Pucciniales; Pucciniaceae
Exons: 5
Coding region: 1-405 (134 amino acids)
Biological process (GO): mRNA cis splicing, via spliceosome
Cellular component (GO): precatalytic spliceosome
Source: RefSeq, a predicted model, not a curated record
AUGAUGGCGACAUCGGAGCCGUUUUCUUUCCUGAUGCUGAUUUUCAGUGGGGGUGGCGAUGUCAAUGGAUUUGGACAGUCAGAGGCCGGUCGCAAAUUGGCCCUGAGGGCUGCUAGAAACUCCAAAAAAUCCAAGAAGAAGGGGAAAACCCGUGAAGUAGACCCCGCAAUCUUGUUCAUGGAAGAUUAUGACCCGGCUCGACCUAAUGAUUACAAUGAAUGGAUGAACUUUAUCAAGCGCCGACGUGAAGAGUGCCGCGAAGCCUUACGACUUGAACGCCAGCGUCAACAGCGCCAAGAGCGGGACGAAAUGUCUGAGAGUUCGUACUACAGCUCUGAUGAUGAUGGCAGCGGUAGUGAUGAUGCCAGAGCGGCUCCUCGAACCAACUUCUUAUUGAACUUAUGA